Molecule: messenger RNA, 6925 nt
Organism: Anarrhichthys ocellatus (wolf-eel)
Lineage: Eukaryota; Metazoa; Chordata; Actinopteri; Perciformes; Anarhichadidae
Gene: tmem63c
Product: transmembrane protein 63C
Exons: 23
Coding region: 1577-4099 (840 amino acids)
Cellular component (GO): plasma membrane
Molecular function (GO): calcium-activated cation channel activity
Source: RefSeq, a predicted model, not a curated record
CAUACCAUCCUCCUCUGUUUCCCCAGUGUUUUAAGCCAUGAAGGGCAAUGUCGGUCAGUCCAGCACUUUGGUCUAUAGACUGAAAUAUCUCAAUAACUAUUGAAUGCAAUGUCAUGAAUUUUUUGUACAGUAAUACCCCAGAGGAUCGAUUUCACUGACUUCGGCAACUCCCUGUCUUUUUCUUGAGCACCAGCUGCUAUUUUUUAAUGACACGGUUACAGAAGUCCAUGGUGCCAAGAUGAUGAAUCCUGUAGCACCGCCAUGAGGUUCACUUUUUGUGGUUUUUAGUUAAAUGUCUCAAAAACCACCAGAUGGAUGGUCAGAAUAUGGUACAGACAUUUAUAUCCACAUUUUAAUAACUUAAUUUAUUAAUUAAUUUAGCGCCAUUAUCAGGUCAAAAUUAAAUAGGACUAAAUACCUUCAAAACGAAUGACAUUCCCAUCAUCCCCAGCCGUAUUUUGUAUACAUAGUACUAAUUUGCUUUUGUUGGAAUGCUAAAUUGAGAUGGUGACCAUCUUACAUAUUAGACCUGCUGGAGAUCAGCAACUUUUUUUAUUGUCAUUGUCAGCAUGUUGUCAUUUUGCUCAGAGUCUGUGCCAAAGUGCAACCUCACAGAACUGGUAGCUGUAGACUCUAGUAGUCUGUUUCUUUCUCUUUAUGUGUUAAGCUGGUGACAAGUAGUUUCAGUUAGUGACACCACCCAAAUAAUGAUGCUUUUAAACAAUUUACAGUAAGGCUACAGCAGAAGCUGAUUUAAUCAAUAUGAGGGAGGGAGUGAUGAAAUAUAUCUGGAUUGAAUCAGGGUUUAUUGCGAGUUAUCAACCUUCUGACUUUUUGUCUGUAAAACGUCAAGGAUGGCAUCCUCUCUCUCACACACACACACACACACACACACACACACACACACACACACACACACAUACACAGAUACCUCAGCUGUUUUUUCUGGCACAAUGAGCUGAUUAGCUGACCUGAGCUAGCUUUUUGCUCUCUUUUUCUGCUUCUCUGACUCAAAACUCAGUUAUUUCAUCACCAGCUCGCAGCUCCUGUACUGACUUCAGCAUCUGUGAUCGUAAUAGUCUAACUGAGCACAGAGGAGAGAUUUCACUCGUGCUGCCAGCGGGAGGCACAACGCUGCUGCCAACCAAGCCAAACAUCAUUUUGUAAUCUGCUGCGUUGGCUUGGAAGCUUGAGUCAGGGAUGAGGAGGAGAGAAAUGAGCAGAGGGAAAGGAUUAGAAAGACUUCCGAUUUGCAGAGUUCAAUAAGCUUGAGACGAAAUGGAUACCAUGGGAUAACUGUGAGCAUGUUUGUGUGUUUAUAUACGAUGGGUGAGACAGAAAUAUUAUCCACGGAGUCUUGUUGUUAAACUGCCGAGUCAUGCUGUGACGUUUGUCCAAAUGUUGUGUGAAACCACACCACAGCCAGCCUGUAUCCUUCAGCAUCCUGCUCUGUUCUGGAGGUGGAGAGGAAGAGUUUAACUGUUAGCAUCAGCAGCGAGCAGCGCUCAAAGUGAAUGACUCGUCUGAUGCAGGAGGAAGAACAGCAAUGAGACGAUGAAGGUAUGGUCCAGUGCUGAUGGCGCACUCUGAGCUGUUAGUGACAAAAGCUUCCCCUGUGGAGGGGACAGCUGUGGCGCUGGAUGUUCUCAGCUUCCUGGAUUCUUUUGGGGAAGAAAACAGCACUGCGGACAGAUGCUACCGCUCGCACUCCCGCAGCAGCGUCCUCCAGGGUCUGCCGUUUGGAGGAGUGCCCACGGUCCUCGCCAUCAAUGCCGUGCUAUGGAUGUUCCUGUUGCUCAUCUUCUCCUGUCUGAGGAAGGCUGCAUGGGACUAUGGCCGCCUGGCUCUGCUGAUGGAGAAUGACAGUCUCACAUCCCUGUUUUAUGGAGAACCAAGUGAGAAAGAGAAGUCUCCGUCAGAGUCCAGCCCCUCCGACUCUGAGACCAAGGACAUGGGCUUCUGCUCGUGGCUGUCAUCACUUUGCCAUAUGAAGGAUGACGAGAUCCGUAGCAAAUGCGGCAUUGAUGCCGUCACAUACCUGUCCUUCCAGCGCCACAUCAUCCUGCUCAUGACAGUGGUUUGCCUGCUGUCUUUGGCCAUAAUCCUGCCGGUCAACUUUUCUGGGAACCUCCUGGGAGACAGUCCUGAAAACUUUGGGAGAACAACACUGGCUAAUGUUAGUGCAAAGGACAGCUUUCUGUGGCUCCACAGCAUCUUGGCUCUGGUCUACUUCAUCAUCACGUUGCUGUGUAUGGCUCACCACCUGAUACGGCUGGAGUACCGAGAAGAUGAGAAGGUAGCCAGGACACUGAUGAUUAGCUCCGUACCGAGAGAGAUCUCUGACCCAGGACUCAUCACCAAACACUUCCAUGAGGCCUACCCCAGCUGCACUGUCACCGACAUCCGAUUCUGCUUUGAUGUCCACAACCUGAUGAGGCUGGACUUGGAGAGACGCAAGGCAAUGAAAGGGAGGCUGUAUUUUGCCACAAAGGCCCAAAAGGAUGGGAAGAUCAUGAUCAAGACCCAUCCAUGUGCUCAGAUAUUCUGCUGCGACAUCUGUGGCUUUGAAAAGGUGGAUGCAGAACAGUAUUACAGCGAGUUAGAAGAAAAGAGGACAGACGAGUUUAAUGCUGAGAAGAACCGCAUCUCCAUGAAGAGGCUCGGCAUUGCCUUUGUGACUUUUCGCGAUGAGAGGAUGACUGCUGUCAUUGUGAAGGACUACGGUUGUGUGCGCUGCCGUCGCAGACCCCAGCAGUCCAGCAUCACCACUGUGGUGCAGUCGCAACAAUGGGGGGUCACCUACGCACCUGCUCCCAGUGACAUCAUCUGGGAAAACCUGUCAGUGAGCGGAUCUCGCUGGUGGCUCCGAUGCGUCCUCCUCAACAUCCUCCUCUUCCUGCUGCUCUUCUUCCUCACCACUCCCGCCAUCAUCGUCAACACAAUGGACAAGUUCAACGUCACGAGGCCUGUAGAAAGUCUGCGGAGCCCUGUCAUUACCCAGUUCUUCCCAACCCUCCUGCUGUGGGCGUUUUCGGUACUCCUGCCCUUCAUCGUCUACUACUCAGCCUUCUUUGAGUCCCACUGGACCAGAUCUGGGGAGAACCAAGUAACGAUGCACAAGUGUUUUUUCCUGCUGGUCUUCAUGGUCAUCAUCCUGCCCUCUCUUGGUCUGUCCAGUCUGGACCUGUUCUUCACAUGGCUCUUCGAUGUCAACUUCCUGGAUGAGAAGGAGAUCAAAUUCCAGUGUGUGUUUCUUCCUGACAACGGUGCAUUCUUUGUGAACUACGUGAUUACAUCCAGUCUGAUUGGCACAGCUAUGGAGCUGCUUCGUAUCCCAGCACUGACAGUGUAUGCCUUCCGCCUCUGCUUUGCCAAGUCCCAGGCUGAGCGCAUUCAUGUCAAACGGAGCCAGGCCUAUGAGUUCCAGUUUGGCCUGGAGUAUGCCUGGACCAUGUGUAUCUUUGCAGUCAGUAUGACCUACAGCAUCACGUGUCCCAUCAUUACACCCUUUGGUCUGCUCUAUGUGAUCCUGAAGCACAUGGUCGACCGAUACAACAUCUACUAUGCAUACGUUCCCACUAAACUCAGCCAACGGAUCCACAGAGCAGCCAUCAACCAGGUCAUCCUGGCCCCCAUCCUCUGCAUGUUCUGGCUGCUCUUCUUCUCAAUGCUCAGAUUAGGUCCAGUUCAUCCCAUCACCCUCUUCACCUUAGUGUCCCUGCUCUCCUGUAUUGCCUUUUCCCUCUUUCGCUUGUGCCUUAGGAAGCAACCAGACAAGUCAACAAGCUAUCAGAUGUCUGAUCAGCCAGCAGAUGGGACGUUUACUGAUGCAGACAGGAGUACUGUAACAUCCAGCACUGCCUCCAGUCUGUUUGUGGCGUCCGUGCUGCUGGAGCCAGAGCUGGCUUUGACUCCCAUGCCGUCCCCGGCCCACCACAGCUACGGUGCCAUGGCCAGCUCCCAAAGUUCAAGCCACGGCGCGGCGGAUGAAGAGGAGUGUGAGGAAGGCCACGCCCAGACCCAUGAGACUGAACUCCAAGACCCCCCAGACCCCUACUGCUCCAGCCCACUCAUGGACAGCCCCGUAGGCUUCCAGUAACACCAAAUUCCCCCAAGCUGAUUCCACAUGUCCUUCACCUGGGGAACACAACUUGCUUAAUGCUGCAAUGCUGCAUUUUCGCUUUUGACCUCAGACUCUAACUUCGUUGCUUCAGACCCUAGGACCAGACUGGGCUUGAUGAAGAACCUGAAGAGGAAAGAAUGCAGGAGCAGGGUCCAUGUAAACGCCACUAUAAAUACAUAGACCGCAGUUUGCUAAAACAUCUCCUGAACUUGUCUCAUGGACAAAAACGCCAAUCUCGACAGACGAUACUUCCCUAAAUGUACAGAUUAUUUCAGUUAAACUAUUGGAUGCUACAUGCUACAUGACAGGGAUCGCAACUUCUCCUGUGACUUCAUUUGCAAGUUAGAAAGGUUUCAAGUAAUGAAAGUGUCUGGGGUGGAACUGCCUUUGGGUUGCUAUCAGAGAUACUCUCUCCAUGCUGUGCCACUUGGACAUGAGUGGAGGUGAAAGUUCCCAUCAGUGUGGGUGGUGUGAGCAGGCUUGCCCCGGCAGACUGACAGAGUGGUCUGGGCACGGGUGAUAUCUGGUUCCUCGAACGCAGAGCUCAGGGAGGCUGAGGGUGAGGGCAGCUAGUUGUGAAGCCAUCUGCAGUGAGAGAGCAGACAGACGGAGGGCCGAAUGUAACUCGGAGAUGUACUGUAAUAUAUGUACACUCUCAACAAGGAGGCACAAGCAGCUUGGCUGUACCUGAAGCUUGUUGUAACUAUUAUCAAUUUACGUUGCUAUUUUUGCUACAGUAUUUUUGGUGUCAUUGAUAUUGUGGUUUACUGGAGAUUGUUUAAGGAUUUCCCGUCUUAAUCAGAGUAUUCCCUUAUUAUGCUAUUUUGACGUGAUUUUGAUGUGAUCCAACUUUAUUUUUAUUUUUAUUUAUUUCAAAGGAAUAGUUCAACAUUUUGCAUAUGCUAGUUCACUUUCUUGCCGAGCGUUAGAUGAGAAGAUCGAUACCACCUUCACAUACGAGCGUGGUAUAAAUCUCGUGGUCUAAUUAUCUGCAAGAAAGGAAAGUUUCUAUCCCAAAUUGUAGAAUAUGUUGAGAACUAUAGCGUGGUGUCUACUUCUUCUCACUGCAAGACAACAAUAUUUAACUCUCGAGAGGAAUUUAUACAUUUUUUUAUUUAAAUUUCACAUUUCUGCAUGCAUGUUGACCAUGUUGUAUACACGAGGUAUGCAUUUCCAUCCUUAACCAUAAGGUCAAGUUUCACAUGUGCUAAUCUCAUUGUCAGUCUGUGUGUUUCCAAGUGUUAUUUUUUGGUGGAGGGAUGAAAGUUUAUUUUUUCUCCUGAAUGUAAACUGAUUGUAGUUUGUGAUUCAUGUCUCUUGCUGUGCCUUGAACAGUGUUCGUGUGACAACCCGGCAUGGCCUGAAAUAUGCUGCAUGGACUGAAAACUAAAGGGGGCGGAGAAACAUCUAAGAGAUGAAAACACAACAACAAACACAAAGACAAGUCAAUGGGUAGUUAAUUCUGUUAGUCAUCAGAUUCCACUAAGAUGUUGACCAAACAAUCUUAAAAGGUCUUUUUCUGGAGCUUUUGACUAUACCACAUGGUCUUCAACUGCAGAUUAGUUUGUUCAGUUUUCAUAAACAUGGUCAUGGUCAACUGUAAAUGUUCAAACUUUAUACUUUAUUAGUGCAGGUUUUGGACUUUUUUUUCAUUCUUUAGAGUUUAUUCAUGUUGAUAAAACAAUCUUUACUCAAGGUCCACUUACUUGCUCUUUCUGAAGCUUUUAGGAGUAAACCAUAUUUGGACAUGGAGAACUCCUAAAGAUGCCCAGAACAAUAGAAUGUUUGACUGUUUACAGAUCAGUGACAACUGAGCAAACUUCAUCUGCCGAUGAACACCAUGUGAUAUGAUCGAAAGCUCCGGAACAAGCAGGCGAUUAUUGUAAUUUCAAGGUGAAGAACCGUCAAGCUCAACACUAAGCUAUCUUACUGUGUGUGUUUACAUCACAGCAGUUCUGUCAUUUCUUUAAGAUGUUUUGUAUUAUGUCCUCGUCGGUGCCUUGUUGACUUCAAUCAAUAUUUUAUUAGUUCAUAUAAGAUGUAUGACCAAGCUCUCUGUAGAGGAUACAAUCUUUUUAUCCAGUGCCGUUCCCUUGUAGGGUUUCUCUUACAUGUUACCAUGUUUGAUUAACAGUGACAGCAAAAUCAUAGGCCUGUGAUAUAAAUAGUUUUCAGAUUUACUGAUGGCAUAUUAUGCAUAAUGUUUAAUCUGUUUGCUACAUUUUACAUGGAACCUAACUGCAGUUUCUCAUGCUGUAUAAAAGAGAUGAAAGCUGGCAGCAGAGCGAGAGUGGUCAGUGCAGAGGAUCAUGAAGAAAAAUCUAUUUGGAAAAAUAAACAUCAAAGAGCAUCUCAAAAUGUCUCUCUGUGAACUACCAGUGUGUCCUGUGGGCUUCACAGAUCAUUAAACGUACUUUCCUUUGAGAAAUACAAAAUAAAACUUAUUAGUAUAUUCUUAGCUCUAAUGUCCAUGCUUAACUAGUUUUAUUGUAUCCUGUCAUGUCUGUUCAUAUACUGUCGGCUUGGCCACGCGAGGUCUAUUUGGAGGUACAUUAGCUUUCCAGACAUGUCCACUGUUUUUUGCUCUUGGUUAUGAAAUGUGUGUAUCAUAAGUGCUUUGUUUCAUACCGUAUGUGAGCCGGCUGUGAAUGUGGGUUGUUGUAUCUACAAGAAGGUUGAGGUUAAAGGAACGGCUGCAUUUGAGAUUGAUCUCUGUCAGCUGUGUUGUCGAUGAGUUUUCAUCUGUCAAAAGUGAAGUGUGCUGUGAUCUGAAAUUAAAAUGAAUUCAGCUCGAUCCACUCA